This is a messenger RNA of Esox lucius (northern pike), 4188 nucleotides long. It is a transcript of the gene efr3ba, whose product is annotated as EFR3 homolog Ba (S. cerevisiae). Gene Ontology annotation, biological process: protein localization to plasma membrane. Gene Ontology annotation, cellular component: plasma membrane. Lineage: Eukaryota; Metazoa; Chordata; Actinopteri; Esociformes; Esocidae. The coding region runs from base 127 to 2706 and encodes 859 amino acids. The transcript is spliced from 22 exons. The record is from RefSeq and is a predicted model, not a curated record.
AGUCGGUGAGAGGAGGGAAAGUUUCUGAACUCGGUCCGGCAGCAGUCCUCGGUCUCUGCCAGAGAGCACUGCACCCUCUAAACCUUUCCUCGGGGUGCCGGGACUCCAGUGGCCCCUCAGGAAAAGAUGCCCCUAGGCUUGACCUUCCCUCGUCGUCUGCCCCGCCUCCCGUUCCUCCACAGGCUGCGUGGCGUGACCAUGACCCGUUUGGUCCAACCGGACCUGCUGGGCCUCUGCCAGGGCCCUCGGAAGCUGCUUCUGGACUGCACGUCUCUGAUGGACCAUCGCUCUGUCUCAGGUGUUUGUGGAUGCUGUGGGGCCUUGAGACCUCGCUAUAAGAGGCUGGUGGACAACAUCUUCCCAGAAGAUCCAGAGGAUGGUUUAGUAAAGGCUAACAUGGAGAAGCUAACAUUCUACGCUCUUUCGGCUCCGGAGAAGCUGGAUCGGAUUGGAGCCUAUCUCUCUGAGAGGCUGUCCCGUGAUGUGGCGCGAAACAGAUACGGAUAUGUGUGUAUAGCCAUGGAGGCGUUGGACCAGUUGUUGAUGGCGUGCCACUGUCAGAGCAUUAACCUGUUUGUGGAGAGUUUUCUCACCAUGGUCCGCAAGCUGCUGGAGGCCGACAAACCCAACCUGCAGAUACUGGGAACUAACUCAUUUGUGAAGUUCGCCAACAUCGAGGAGGACACUGCAUCCUACCAUCGCAGUUAUGACUUCUUUGUGUCACGCUUUAGCGAGAUGUGUCACUCCAGCUAUGAAGACCCUGAUGUACGCACCAGGAUCAGAAUGGCAGGUAUCCGUGGUCUUCAGGGCGUGGUGAGGAAGACCGUAAACGAUGAGCUGCAGGCCAACAUCUGGGACCCUCAGCACAUGGACCAGAUAGUUCCUUCACUCCUCUUCAACCUUCAGGUCCAUGUGGAAAGUGGGUCCCCGGGCUGUGACGAGGAGAGCCCAGCUGAGCUGACGGAGAGGUGUUUCAGAGAGCUGCUAGGUAGAGCUGCGUACGGCAACAUCAAGAAUGCUGUCAAACCCGUACUCAUGCACCUGGACAACCACUCUCUGUGGGAGGGGAAGAGCUUUGCCGUGCGCUGCUUCAGGAUCAUCAUGUAUUCCAUCCAGUCGCAGCAUUCUCACCUGGUAAUUCAACAGUUGCUAGGUCACCUGGAUGCUAACAGUAAGAGUUCUGCCACAGUGCGUUCUGGGAUAGUGGAGGUCUUGUCCGAUUCUGCCGUCAUUGAGGCCAGUGGCUCUGUGGGACCCACGGUUCUGGAGGUGUUCAACACCUUGUUGAAACAGCUGAGGCUGAGUGUUGACUAUGAGCUCACUGGGAGCUGCGACCCGUAUGACAGCAACAAGACCACAACGGAUCAAGAGAAGCAGUUACAGGAGGCCGUCAUCAAGACCAUAGGGUCCUUUGCCAACACGUUGCCUAUCUACCAGAGGUCAGAAGUCAUGCUUUUCAUAAUGGGGAAGAUCCCUAUUCCUGGAAUAUACCCUGCCCUGGGUUCACCUAACACUGGGCUUGAAGGCAGUAGGAUGAUCCAGGUGAUGCUGUUGAAGUCUCUUCUGCAGGUGGCGGAGUGUUAUGAGAGCAGUAACAUGUUGACGGCCCUGCCCUCGUCCUUCCUGGAGCCCCUGCUUUCCUGCACCCUGAUGGAGGACCCUGACAUCCGCCUGCUGGUGCUUUCCAUUCUGAUCAGCCUCAUAGACAGACACCAGAAUACACACAAGUUCACCUUACUCAGCAUCUUGUCAGACAUUUCAGUCCUCAAGCUGAAGGUGGAAAAGUGUUCCAGACAAGACAAUCUCUUCAUGAAAAAGCAUGGCCAUCGUCUCUACAGACACAUCUUCCUGGCAUGUUUAGAAGAGAACAGUGGACGGAGCCACUACGAGGCUCUGUUUACCCUAUUGGCUCUCCUUAGCGUGGAGCUGGCUAAUGAGGAAGUGGUAGUGGACCUGAUACGCCUGGCUCUAGCACUGCAGGACCUGGCCCUGGCCAAUGACGAGAGACUGUCUCUGUAUAACCGCUGCGCCGUCCACGCCCUGUGUGCUGCCUACCUCAGCCUGAUCUCCCAGCUGACCACCGUGCCUGCCUUCUGCCAGCACAUUCACGAGGUCAUAGAGCUGAGACAGAAGGAGGUUCCCAACCUUCUGCCUGAAGACGUCUUUUCUGACCCCCCCAGAAUUCCAGCUUCUCUUGAAGGAGUGGAGGGAGCGGUGCUGUUUCAGCAGUGUAAGAUCACUGAAGUGCUGGGAGGGAGUGGCUACAACAUUGAAAGACUGAACACUCCAUUCACCCCUCAGAUUACAGAUGAGGACCGCCUGUCGAGGAGGAAGAGUAUAGUAGACACCAUCUCUAUGCAGAUAGACAUGGACCCCCGAUACAGCCCUGACACACUACAGAAGUCUCCAGCAGAGGAGAUCACCUUUGAGACCCUAAAAAACGCCAUGGUGGACAACGCAAAUGAUGAAGAGCAGGAGAAGGAGAAGAGGAGGCUGCUGGUAGAGAGGUUUCAGACCGCUCCGUUCGAAGACCUUGCCGCCCACUGUGGAGCCAAGUCCUCCCUGCUACAGAGUAAGCUGGACCAGAUCUUUGAGCUGACGAUCAGGCCGCCUCCCAGUCCUUCUGGCUCCGCCUCCCAGGGCCAGACCCCUUCUCGCUCGGUUCCUGUUUACGAGAUGAAGUUCCCUGACCUCUGUGUCUACUAGCCUCACACACAUACACACACACACACACAGAAACACACACACAUAGACACAGGCUGCUGGAUCUCCUCAACUGAAAUACAGAGUGAAUAACCAAACUGUCUUCACAAGUAUAUCCAUGUUAUGUGUUUAUAUGAAGCAAUAACUUUACAUAGCAAUAAUGUGACUGAUUAUAGUAGACGAAAAGCCUGUUUGUGUGUGUUACUAAGUGACUGCGUGACUAAUGUUAAACUUAGUGGGUUUUUCACAUGGAUACAUCCAUGUUUCAGGAAGUGAAUCAGGCUAAACGAAAAAUAUCAUGCCAAUACAGUUAGCCAGCUAACUUUGCACACUAACAAUAUCCUGUCAAUGUAGUUAGCCAGCUAACUUUGGUCACUAACAAUAUAGUGUCAGUACAGUUAACCAGCUAACUUUGGUCACUAACAAUAUCCUGUCAGUGUGGUUAGCCAGCUAACCUUGGUCACUAACAAUAUCAUGUCAAUACAGUUAGCCAGCUAACUUUGGUCACUAACAAUAUAGUGUCAACACAGUUAGCCAGCCAACUUUUGUUGCGCUUCACUGUUUGAUUUACAUUUCCAACCAGUUUAAAAUAAGGUACCUUGAGUUUCUGGUACAGUACAGUAUGUUGUCAAUAUACACCACUAAGGCUGUAUCUAGUCACCUACGCAUUGCUUUUCUCUCAUUUUUACAAAACAACUGUAUUUCAAAAUGUAUCUGGUAAACCUUUUGAUUCUGCUUUGUGAUAUUACACUGCUUGGGUCAUCACAAUUAUCAAUGUAAGUCACAGCAAGAGUGUCUGAAUUUACUCCAUUCUACUCUGCUCUUUCCUACUCUAUUCUGCUGAACUCUGCUCCAUUCUGCUGUAGUCUGCCCUAUUCUACAAAAUGUGGCUCCUUUCUUGUCUGCUGUAUUCUACUGUGGUGCUCUACUUCACUUCACUCUACUCCUCUUGCUGUGCAAGGGACAUCUGUGGCACCAUUGAUAUUCUGAAAGUCAAAAUUCAAUCAAAAUCUAAAUGCAGAACCCCCCCCCCCCCAAUGUGGUGUGUCAACCCCAUUUGUGUCUUGUGGUUUUGCUACAGAUUCUUGGAUGUUUUGUUCUCUAUGUUUGUAUGCAUUUAUGUAUGUAUGUCUGUGUGUGUGAGUCUCAUUCAAUUGAACUAUUUUAGUUGUUUUUUUUACGAAAGCAAUAUAGGCACAAUUGUGAACGACAAAUCAUUAAAAAAUAUGAUAUUUUCCCUAUGUGAUGAUUAUCUGUGAUGGUGUGUGAUUCAAAGUUGUUCUUGGUUUUAUGAAUCCACCGUAUACUGUCUGUGUGUACUGUCUGUGUGUACUGUCUGUGUGUGGGUGUUUGUGUGUUUUUGUUGGCCAUGUGUAUUGACCAUCUGUUUGGACUGUGUAACUGUCUAGUUGUCUUAUUCCCGAGUGCUAUAUCAGAUAGACUACAUAUAUUAUACAAAUAUAAAAUAUUACAUUAUAUAAAAUC